AACUAUAUUAAUGUGACCUUUUUGUCGUUUAUUGGAGUUAAAUGUGUAUUGGUGCUGUUUGUAGUCGUUUGUCAACCGAAAAUGGCGGAGGAUUUUAGUGAUACGAAUUCCCAUGAAAACACAAAAAAUCACAUUCCUCAGAGAUGUAAAAAUCAAUGGGUACGUCUUAAUGUUGGCGGUACAUAUUUUCUAACAGCAAAAACAACAUUAACAAGGGAUCCAAAUUCAUUUCUAUAUCGACUAUGCCAGGAGGACUCUGACCUCAUCUCCGACAGGGAUGAAACUGGAGCCUAUCUAAUAGACAGAGAUCCAACUUAUUUCAGUCCAAUUUUAAAUUACCUUCGACAUGGUAAAUUGGUAAUUAAUAAAGAUCUCGCUGAGGAAGGUGUUUUGGAAGAAGCUGAAUUCUAUAACAUUACUGAUCUAAUUAGGCUAGUUAAAGAAAGAAUUAUUCUCAGAGAUACAAGACCGAUACGUGAUUCACAAAAACUUGUGUACAGGGUUUUGCAAUGCCAUGAGGACGAGCUCACACAAAUGGUAUCAACCAUGUCCGAUGGAUGGAAAUUUGAACAACUGAUAAAUAUAGGUUCACAAUAUAAUUAUGGCAAUGAUGAUCAAGCAGAAUUCUUGUGCAUUGUAAGUCGAGAAUAUGGUCCGAGUCAAUUAGCCAGUAAAGAACAGGAAUCAACAGAUCGCGUUAAGGUUCUGCAGCAGAAGGGUUCACGUAUGUAAUUUCUAGUCCGCCCCGAAUUGUUUUACCUCCCCUGAUGUAGAAUUAAGAAUAAAGCUGUGAAGGACACAGAUUAUAAAAGAUAAAAAAAAAGAAGCCGCAAGAAUCGUCCUCGUUUUAAGAAAUUAUUUUUAAGAUCUCAAGAGAAAAAAAAUUGUAAUCCUAUUCUUGAAGAUACAUAUUAAUAAGCAAACGCUCGACUGAUCUGUGAAAUGAAUUUUAAGAGAGAUCAGAAUUAUAAUUUGUCACCCUGGUGCAAAAUAUAUCUUGCUGGCGAAAAAAAAACAAUCCUUCAAGUGUGGCAUGUUUUAAAGGUUUGAAUUCACUAAUGAAUUUAACAGACAAUAGCUUUUAAGAUAGGGAACGUCUUUCGUAUCAAUUUCUUCAAAUUUAGACUCAACAUUUCGCAAUCUCUGAUUUAUUUAUCAGCAAAUUCACAAUUUCUAUUAGACAAAUUUUCACAAAAUAUUUUUUAACAAUUUUUAUUAAUUUCACUUUUUGAUAAAAUUAAAUUUUACUACUUUAUAAAAUCAAUUUUUGAUUAUUAAAGUUUUUUUAAAUAUUUUUUUCUUAAUAAAAUAUUUUUUAAUAUCAAUUUUUAAAAUAUAUUUUACAUGAUAUUACAUUUAUACUUUAAGUUUAAAUUAAUAUUUUCAAAAAAUAGAUUUUUAAUAUAUUAAUUUUCGAAGAAUUAAAAAAUGAAAAGCAAAAAAUUAAUAUUAAACAUAUUUGCCUGAUAAUUAAAACAGAGAUUAGUUUUGUACCAAAUUGUAAAAAAAAAUGAUUUUUUUUUUAUUUCUACCUAUACAAUAUUGUAUAUUACGACAUAAGGGUCUUAAAAAUUAACCUUUUCACUGCCGCCAAAAAAAAACAUAAUAUUUACCUAGAGACUAGUAGGGUGAUAAUUAUAUACCUGUUUUAAUAAUUGAG
Molecule: messenger RNA, 1660 nt
Organism: Leptopilina boulardi
Lineage: Eukaryota; Metazoa; Arthropoda; Insecta; Hymenoptera; Figitidae
Gene: inc
Product: BTB/POZ domain-containing protein KCTD5
Exons: 4
Coding region: 82-732 (216 amino acids)
Biological process (GO): proteasome-mediated ubiquitin-dependent protein catabolic process; protein homooligomerization
Cellular component (GO): cytoplasm; Cul3-RING ubiquitin ligase complex
Molecular function (GO): cullin family protein binding
Source: RefSeq, a predicted model, not a curated record